AUGCCUGAAAGUCAAAAGCCAUCAAGUAGAUGGAAUGCUAUACAACUGAGCAUCAUUUUUGGAUGCUUGCUAGUGAUUAGUGCACUACUCUACGUGAUUAUCCACCUGUUAACGCAACCUUCUGAAGUGACAUUCAAUUCACAUCUUACUCAACAUUCAGUGAACAGUGAUACAGAAACUAUAUUGAAAGAAAUUGCAUCAAAUGAAGAAACCAUCAUAACAAAUGCCAGUACAACGACUGACGAAAUCGCCUCACUUCCUGUUACUCCUUGUAAUGACUUUUAUCGUUAUGCUUGUGAUAAAUGGGAAAAGGAUAAUCCUAUACCAGAAGACAAGCAUAAAAUAAACACGUUUUCAAGCUUAAACAAGAAGAUCGAAAAAUACAUUUGGAGAUUAUUCGCUAAUUCAUCAUAUGCGACGAACGAUAUUCACUUAAAUAAUGUCCGCAAAUUUUACAAAUCUUGCGUCGAACGAGGCAAUAUAUCUCUUGAAGAUUUGAGAAGUCAAGUACGCCAGAUAAUUGCGAAAACCUAUGGUGAAUGGGAAUUAUUGCCAUCUACACAUCAAACUGUGACCGUAUCUUCGGAUGUUGUCAAGGAUAGUGGCAAACAGCUGAGUCUAUUAGACUUAUAUCUACCGUUAUUAAGCACAAGUGGAGGUAGCCCACUGUUUUCUUUAGAUAUUCAUGGAAAGUUUCCACCCACCAUUCAUAUUUCCAUAGCAGAGUAUUCAUUUGGAGCAGAAAGUUAUAAAACAGAGGAAGAAUCACUUUUAAUGGCACCUUCUUACUACGAAUUUGCUCAUACUCUGGGAGUGCCUGAGUCUGAAGCCAAUAAGCUAAUCGAUGCCUUUGAGUUAAGCUUUCGUCUUGCUCAUAAUUCGUAUUUUGCAAACAAACGUCCUUCAAGUAAAGGAAAACAAACAGUUGGAAUGGAUGAACUGAAGGCCAUCUGUCCACCGAUGGAUUGGGAAAAUCUAUUUGCAAAAUUAUUCAAGGAAACUGACUACAAAGAUGAUUAUCGAUUACUACCGAUAAUAGUGGAGGAUGCAAUGGCACUGAAACAUCAAUGUGUUUUACAUGAGAUUGAAAUGUCCACAAGUUCUGGAAGAAGUGCACUUCAUAAUAUGGCUGUUAUGGAAUUAUUAUUACCGCUGAUGGAUUUCAUUUUCUCUAAACAAGAUAAAUUAGUACCUAUGGAUAGCAAAGUGGACUCAGGUCUCAACCCAAAAUACUCAGAGUUCUGUAUUGAACGCUUGACAGAAAUCUUUCCUUGGACAAUUGAAAAACACUACAUUGCUCAACGCAUAAAAGACAAUCACCGAAAUGAGGUGGUCAAUAUGGUCAAAGAAAUAAAGGAAGCUCUGUAUAGUUCGAUCGAAGAAGUUACUUGGUUGAAUAAGAGGACGAAGAAAUUUGCUAUAGAUAAGAUUUCAAAUAUCACCGUCUUCGCUUCGUCCUACGACUUUAACAUGUCACAGUUUAAAGAGAAUUUAUCUCUGAUAUAUAAAUAUCCAAUUGACGAGGACACUUACAUCGUGAAUGAACAUUUUGCCCGAAAGUCAAAAUAUUUGGACAAUUCGAGAGGUUUUCUACUCGGUAUCCCUGAUCAAUUGGAGCAUUUUAUAGCAAGUCACAGGGCCAAAGCUUACUAUUUUCCCAAUCAUAAUCGCAUUCACAUUCAUGCGGCACUGCUCAAUCCACCAUAUUUUUCAGACGGGAAAGAGGAUUCAGUGAAAUAUGGAGGAUUAGGUUGGGUUAUUGCUCAUGAACUGUUACAUGCAGUCGACACAACAGGUUUACUUAUGGAUGAGAAAGGUGAAGACUUGCCAUCCAGUAUAUCCUAUGAAGGAUUCCUUGAAAUCUUGAAGCAAACAGAAUGUAUGCGUAAACGUCAUAGAAAUUACAAAUACACAAGUGAAAAGAGUGGAGGUGUUUUGACGCAAGGUGAAAUCAUAUCUGAUCAUGGCGGUUUGAAAGCAGCAUACAGAACAUAUCAAAGAUUGAAGAAAAACCCUCCACAAGAUGUUAAUGAAAACUCGAACUCCCCUUACACUUCUGAUCAAUUAUUUUUCCUCACAUUUGCUCAGACCCUUUGUGGAUACUAUAGUGACAAGGGAUUACUGGAACAAGCCAGAGAAGAUGUCCACGUUCUCCAUUAUUAUAGAGUGAAUGAUGUGCUGUUGAACAAUGAAGACUUCUCAAAAGCCUACAACUGUCCAGUCGCCUCGCCAAUGAAUCCCAGGCACAAGUGUCAUGUGUGGUGA
Molecule: messenger RNA, 2265 nt
Organism: Trichobilharzia szidati
Lineage: Eukaryota; Metazoa; Platyhelminthes; Trematoda; Strigeidida; Schistosomatidae
Source: the annotation of a GenBank genome assembly